Perca flavescens (yellow perch) is the source of this 2638-nucleotide messenger RNA. RefSeq names its product UDP-Gal:betaGlcNAc beta 1,3-galactosyltransferase, polypeptide 4 (gene b3galt4). Gene Ontology annotation, molecular function: hexosyltransferase activity. NCBI's taxonomy places the organism in Eukaryota, Metazoa, Chordata, Actinopteri, Perciformes, Percidae. The coding region runs from base 434 to 1561 and encodes 375 amino acids. The record is from RefSeq and is a predicted model, not a curated record. The transcript has a single exon. Gene Ontology annotation, biological process: protein O-linked glycosylation. Gene Ontology annotation, cellular component: Golgi membrane.
AGAGCGCGUUACCACGAAAGGGUCAUUCUGAUCAUUGGGCAUAUUUUCCCUUUGUUGCAAUUGACCCCAGAGUACCUCCACGUUGGCUAAAGAAUCAGGGCAGAAAUACCUUCGGGCUGCUGCCUAAUCGACCGUUCCAUGCAUUUGCGCAGCUGCAUCCCACUUUUGUAAAAACGGACUGGGCUGCAGCAGCACAAGGGUAGCCUAUACCAGCUCCUUUUACCGCAUCCUCACGGACACCUACUCUCCUCCGGCUGCUGCUGCGCGUUACUGCACCUCUGAUCAAAGAGGCAAGGAGGCCAGGAGCUGAGGAAACGCAAUGCUAGCAGAAUGAUUUUAACCAGGGAGACAAGGGAGGAGGACCGGUGAGAAACAGGCGAGUUGUAACAGAUAACCUACAGCGGUCUUUAGAGCUGCGCAGUGGUAGUGGAGGAUGAUUAUGGUCGGACGGGGAGUAUGGGUAGGCCUAUGUAAGCCCCGGUUUGGUAAGCGGGGGGGCAGGCUUGGUGUUAUGCCUUAUCUGUGCGCGGCGAUAGCGAGCGCAUCCCUGUUGGCUCUGCUCUUUGUGGACUUCAUCGAGUCAUGGGUCACCUCCAUGAGCAUGAACACGGUGGUGGAGCCGCACGCAGGCAUCAUCCCCCCGCAGAGCGUCUCUCCCACCAGACCCGAGGAGUUCCUGCUCAUGCCCAGCCCGCUCGUGUGCCAGCGUGCCAAGCCAUACCUCAUUACCAUGGUUACCUCGGCUCCUGCCAACCAGAGGGCACGCCAAGCCAUCAGGAACACCUGGGGAGGGGAGGUGGAGGUGAGGGGCCUGCGGGUCAUGACCCUAUUCAUGGUAGGCGUGGCGUCUGACCCUGGACUGGCUAAGCUGCUGAUAGAGGAGGCCAGAGAGCGAGGAGACCUGAUCCAGGGGCGUUUUCUGGACACCUACUCAAAUCUCACCCUAAAAACAUUGUCCUUGCUGGGCUGGGCCCGCCGGUUCUGCCCUCAGGCUCACUUCAUGGCCAAAGUGGAUGAUGACGUCCUGUUCAAUCCCAGCGCUCUCCUGCACUACCUAAACAAGAGCCGUAACCCCUAUGAACAAGGAGACUUGUACCUUGGUAGGGUGCAUCUCCAUGUGGCCCCGGACCGUGAUCCAGAGAGCAAGCACUACCUCCCUGCAGGGGCCUACCCUCCUUCUGUCUUUCCGGACUAUUGCAGUGGUACGGCCUAUGUUCUGUCCCGCUCUGCAUUGCUCAAGAUUUCCCUGGCAGCCUCUGCAUCACCUUUAUCCACACCUCUGCCUCCUGAGGAUGUGUUUGUUGGUCUGUGUGCCCGGACAGCUGGAGUGCUGCCCUCGCACUGCCCACUCUUCUCUGGUGGCCCAGGUGUGCCAUACGGGCGCUGCUGCUAUCAGGCCAUGGUGUCCAUCCACCACAUCCCACCCAGGGAGAUGCUCCACUACUGGGCUGAUGUCCAUACAUCACACCCUUGCUCCUGGCUGAGUCUGCGUGCUUCUCUGGGGCUCUGCAAAGUCAGGGCAAUGCUAGGGUCAGCCCUGGGGCUGGAACAGGGAUUGUGAUAAGGAAAACUGUAUUUAUUGGGGCUGUGCCUCGCUUCAAUACUGUGAACAGCACAAGUGCUCUUCAGGCUGUAAAAUGUCACUAUUUUUAUAGCUUUAUUUUUUUAAACAGUAUUGUGUAUUUAACCGGCUUUUUCUUUGCAGGAAAGAGUAUGAUCAGCUGGUUGUAUGAAGUAGUGUCACAGUAGUCAUAAGCUAUCCUUAGACUGUUACAGCAUCAUUCAUUACCACCGACACAUACUGUAGAUGUAGAAUAAACAAUGGCAUGCUGACACUGAGGAAAUACAGCUGACUAUGUGAUGAAUGCACAAGUAUUUCUAACACACAAGUCUGGCAUCUAUAGGCUGCUACCUUCACAUAAAUAACAACUGUUAAGUCUAUCACCAGGUACUUCAAGUGUAGAUGUUAGUCUAUUAAGAUGCCUAAAUGCAUGAUGCUCCAAUUAAUAGUACAAUAACCACAGGCUUAGGAAGAAAGUAAUACAAAAAGAAAUGCAUUCACUAAACCUUUUAUGUUCAAAAGAGAAACAUAAUUACCUCAGUAGCCUACAGGAUGUAUCCGAUUAAUUUCAAUAUUGUGUUUUCAGAAAUAAUAAUGACAUGAUUAUGUGCAACCUACCAUUAAUUGGACAGUUGAAAUUGUAGACAGUGAGAUGUAUUUGUCCAGAUCUGGGAACAGACGAGGAAUUUAAUCUUUUGUCUUUGGAGGCUUGGUGAUUCUGCUGCCUCAUAUCAUCUGACAUCAAAACUAUAACCAUUAGACUUGUACACCGCUAUAAUCCUAAUGAAUUGUACUUUUCGCUGUAAUAGUGAAAUUAAAUAUUAAGUGGGAUGUGAAUGACGGUGUUCUGUCAGCGCAGCGAGUAUGGUAUGGCUACACCGCAUAUCUAUUCUGGGAUAGGGGAAAAAAAUGCUCGUUUGUUAGCAUUUAUAACGGAAGGGGAGGGACAUCAGAUGUCAGGUUUAAUCAAGCAAAGUUAUCCGUUGAGCCAGAAGACCACCAGAGGUACAUUUUUAAAAGACAGUUUACAAUGUGUCAGGAUGAAGCCUCAGGCUUCUUGAUCCACUCACAAUGUAU